UAUUUUGUCAAGAACAACCGAAAUACUUUUUUUUACUUUUCUGCAUUAAAUUACAUUUUCAUAGAAAAUUACAGUUUCUUAGUAAAUACUGCCAUGUAAUUUACACCCACAAUUUUUUUAUUUAAAUUUUGAAAAGAAAAAAACAUAUUUUCUAAAUGGCGGAUAAAGGAGGCUAUAAUCCUUACGAAAACCGAAAUGUGGCUAAGCCGUUGUCAGAUAUUGGUGCUUUUUUCUCCCUACUCAAGAGCGUGGUGGGAACUGGAGUGUUGUCCCUUCCCUUGGCCUUUUACUACGCAGGCAUCAUCAAUGGCAUUGUCCUGCUCAUUUUGGCCAGUAUAAUGCUAGUUCACGGCAUCCAGAUGCUGAUUAUUUGCAUGGUGGAGUGCUCCCGGCGGAUGCAGGUCGGCUAUGCCACCUAUCCACAGGCCAUGGAGUACUCCUUUGGCCAGGGACCCAAGUGCUUCAGGUACUGCUCAAAGGCGGGAGGAUACUUCUGCGAUGGAGUGCUGGGAGCUUCGCAAUUCGGCGUCUGCGUCGUCUACAUUCUCUUCGUGGCCGCCAACAUAAAACAAGUCUUUGACUUCCACGUGGUAGUGGCCGACUUGAGAAUCUAUAUAGCUGUUAUCGGACUCCUCCUGAUAGGCCCAUUCCUUAUACGACGACUGAAGUACCUGGUGCCCUUCAAUAUAGUGGCCACCAUUCUCAUUUACACCGGCUUUCUUAUGAUGAUGUACUACCUCUUCGUGGGACUGCCUCCGAUAUCGGAACGCAAUAUAGUGUUUGGCCCCAUAGAGAAGCUGCCCUUGUUCUUUGGCAUCGCCCUGUUCUCGGUCACCUCCGUGGGAGUGAUGCUGGCCGUCGAAUCCCAGAUGGUCCAUCCACAACAUUACCUUGGUUGGUUUGGGGUAAUCGUUUGGGCCAUUGUGAUAGUCUUAUUUUCUUAUAUUUUCUUUGGGAUCAUGGGCUACUGGCGCUAUGGGGACCAAGUUGCUGAUAGCAUCUCACUCAAUAUUCCGACAAACGAAGUACUUGCUCAGGUUUCCAAAACUUUCAUAGCCAUUGCCAUUUUCCUGUCGUAUCCCUUGGCCGGCUAUGUGGUGAUCGACAUAAUAAUGAACCACUACUGGAACAAGAGUGGCGAGCUGAAGCACGCGGUGCUGAAGGAGAAUGUCCUCCGGGUUGCGCUUGUGCUGCUCACCACCACAACUGGCAUCAUUGCCCCGAAUCUGGGUCCCCUGCUGUCGCUGGUCGGAGCUCUCACCAUAUCGCUGUUGAACCUGGUGUUUCCCGCCCUGAUAGAGAUCUGCUUGUUCUAUCCGCCGGAGUAUAACUACGGCAAGCUGAAGUGGAAGCUGGUAAAGGACAUUUUUUACGUAAUCAUUGGCCUCGUUAUUCUGGUGCAAGGCACCAUCUUCUCCAUAAUGAAUAUGGUCAAGGAGUGGGGCGGUGGACACGAGGCGACGAAUAGCGCCACCGAUGGAACCACCACUGGGGACACCACAACUACCGGGAAUAUCACCACUCUGCUCACCACAGCCAUGGCAGUUACAAACGAACCCACCCAGGCACCUGCCUUCAGGUUCCUGUAAGGAGAGUAGAGAAAACCUUUGUAUAUUAUUCAUGGAGAUACGAUUUUGUAGAAUUUAUUUCGAACCAUUUUUAAACAACUUUUUUAAUCAUUACAAAUUUUUGGUGGGCCCAAGCGCCUUUAAAUUUUAAGUUAUAGUGUAAUACUAGCCUAGCGAUUUCAUCAAAAUUGUAUUGUAAACCUUCUAUUUUGAGUUGCUGGUCAGGUAUACCCAAGUCAAGACUUUAAUGCAGUGUCUUGGUGAUAUAUGUGCAAAAUUAAUUGGUAUCUAUAAGAACCCAUGUUUUAAAAAUAUAAUGUACUAUGUUUUUAUUACUUUUACUGUA
Drosophila biarmipes is the source of this 1914-nucleotide messenger RNA. RefSeq names its product glutamate transporter polyphemus-like. The transcript has 6 exons. Gene Ontology annotation, molecular function: amino acid transmembrane transporter activity. The record is from RefSeq and is a predicted model, not a curated record. NCBI's taxonomy places the organism in Eukaryota, Metazoa, Arthropoda, Insecta, Diptera, Drosophilidae. The coding region runs from base 156 to 1589 and encodes 477 amino acids. Gene Ontology annotation, cellular component: vacuolar membrane. Gene Ontology annotation, biological process: amino acid transmembrane transport.